GGAGAAUACAUAUAUACAAACCGUUGUGAAGACCAACGUCAUUCUUAGUGCUUGAAAAAUGGCGUCAAAUACUGAUAGGAAGCUUGUUCGUCGUAUGAGACUGUGGAUAAUAUUCAGCGCCUUCGUUGUGUUCUGGCCAAAUUACGUACGAUGCCAAUUCGAGGGGGAUGUACGCCUUGGCGAUGUCGCCCAGAAUGGGCGAGGGCGGGUCGAGAUCUACCACGAUAACCAAUGGGGUACUAUAUGUGAUGACACAUGGGACAACUCCGAUGCACAAGUUGUCUGUCGACAGCUCGGUAUCGGAACCACCAACGCUCGCGGGUAUACAGCUACCAGUCCUGGGUCUGGUCCUAUCCAUCUUGACGGGACCUACUGCGUCGGGACUGAAUAUCGUCUAGAUUCUUGCUCUCAUUCAUCCUGGGGACAACACAAUUGUAUUCACAGCGAGGAUGCGGCUGUAGAAUGUGAAAUCAAUGAAGGGGAUGUCCGCAUUGUUGAUGGGUCCACUCCAAACCAAGGCCGGGUUGAGAUCUACCACAAUUACCUUUGGGGGACAGUCUGUGAUGACAGCUGGGAUGACUCUGACGCGAGGGUAGUUUGUCGACAGCUUGGAUACUCAGGUGAUGUUGGUGAAGCCAGGAGUGGUGGUACAUAUGGACGAGGAUCUGACCCGACAUAUCUUGACGAGGUCGGCUGUUCGGGAUAUGAAAGUAGAUUGGAGUACUGUAGUCACGCCGGAUGGGGCAUUGAAGACUGUUCUCACAGCGAAGAUGCAGGAGUUUACUGCUAUGACAAUAAUGAUAUGUUUGAUGUCCUGAAGAACCUUGAGGAGAAAGAGAAAGAAGUUAUACACCUGAAAGAAACAAUUGUUCAUCAACAGCAUGAUAUCAACCGAAUGGAAUCUGCCAUCAAUGCAAUGGAACAGUACUCUAGACGAUCAAAUAUCCGGAUAUUUGGUCUGCAAGAAAAGAAAGGGGAAAACACAGAUGCCCUUGUAGCUGACGUCAUCACUCGCAAGCUUGGUGUAACCUUGGAUCCAGUGAGAGACCUAGAUCGCACUCACCGUACAGGAAGGCUGCAUGAUAACAGUGAGCCAUCAGCACCAGGUACAUCGUUGACUGAUGCUUCAUCAGCUAGGAAGGCCCGAUCACGUCCCAUAAUUGUCAAGUUGACAACCUACAGGAAGAGGAGAGAGGUCAUCUACAAUAGAAAGAAAUUGAAAGGAACAGGGAUAGUAAUUGUCGAAGACUUGACAGUUGAGAACCAGAAACUUCUGUCUGCAACACGUAAGACUUCAGGUGUCACAGCUGCAUGGUCUUCCGACGGUCGAAUCAUUGCUCUUAUCAACGCAACCGGAGUUGUAAACAUAUACAUUGAAAAACUAUUCACCUUCGUUAAUUUUUUAUUCUUUUAUAAUUCCAUUGAAGACCCCGAUGAAGGAAAUGUCCGACUUGCUGGUGGGUCUACUCCAAACCAAGGCCGGGUUGAGAUCUACCACAAUUCCCUGUGGGGGACAGUCUGUGAUGACAGUUGGGAUGACUCUGACGCGAGGGUAGUUUGUCGACAGCUUGGAUACUCAGGUGAUGUAGGUGAAGCCAGGAGUGGUGGUACAUAUGGACGAGGAUCUGACCCGACAUAUCUUGACGAGGUCGGCUGUUCGGGAUAUGAAAGUAGAUUGGAGUACUGUAGUCACGCCGGAUGGGGCAUUGAAGACUGUUCUCACAGCGAAGAUGCAGGAGUUUACUGCAAUGACAAUGACAAUGAUUUGGAAGGAGACGUCCGCCUGGUUGAUGGGUACAGUUUAGAUGAAGGCAGGGUUGAGAUCUUCCAUGAAGGUCAAUGGGGAACAGUAUGUGAUGACAGUUGGAGUGACUCUGACGCGAGGGUAGUUUGUCGACAGCUUGGAUACUCAGGUGAUGUUGGUGUAGCUCAGAGUGGUGGUACAUACGGAAGAGGAUCUGACCCGAUAUUCCUUGAUGAAGUCACCUGUACGGGAUAUGAAACACGGUUGAAGUACUGUAGUCAUCAAGGAUGGGGCAAUGAAGACUGUGAUCAUUCUGAAGAUGCCGGAGUGCAAUGUCGUUCACCCGCUCCCUCUUCACGUGUCGUGGGCAUCAUGUCUUUUGUUGGUGUGUCUUUGUCCUUGCUGACACUGUUUGCUCUCGUAGUUGUAUGUUAUACCUGUAGUCAGCGUAAGCCGGUCGUCAUACCUACGUCAUCGGUUCAGGUCCCUCUCAGUACCAUUAGUUCUCAUCCUGCCGCUAAUAACACCCCUGCGGCUCCCACUUCAAAUGGCAUGAUAUCCGUGCCCACUGAGCCACCGAUGCCGCAACAACCACCGAAUCCCUAUCCUCCAGCAACUGAAACCGACUCCCUACCGCAACAACCACCGAAUCCCUAUCCUCCAGCAUCUCAAACCGACUCCUUACCAGGUCCUCCCUCAUAUUACGCCUUACAGGGUGGACAAUCCGAUCCUCUGCCACCACCGAAUUAACACAGCAUAAUUAUGUUAGACCUUAAAAGGAAUAAGAUGGAGCGUAUAGAAUCACCCCAGACGUGCGCCGCGAUAUGUUCGAGGAUUAUUCUUUUUCCCGCCGCGAGCUUUCAUGAAUCAUGGCGUAGAAUCUUAAGAGGCAAUCCAACCUUCGUAUUGACAUCUUUUGUAUAAAAGCAGAAAAUAGGAUAAAGAAAUUGACAAACGUUUGCAAAAAAUGGGAACAAUGAUAAGGAAGUUCGGAGUUUUUUAAUAUGACAUCACUAAGUCUAUAUAAAUUUCAAAUUGGCAGUUUGGUCAGUGCACGUCGUCGCGGAUAACUCUCUCGUUUGCCGCGUACAAAAAUAUCAUUAAUUUCAGUUUUUCUCCCAAGUGCCUUCUUACUUUGGGCACUACAGAAAAUAGUAUGAUAGAAUAUUAUUAUAAGUCCUCCAUAGAGAAAGAAAAAAAAACACACUUUUGAUUCAUGCAUUUUUGAAACAUUGAAAUUUUAAACACUGAUAUUUAUGUUGGAACAGAUUGGAAAGUUGCCCGCGCCACUACGUCACAGAGAGCACCACAAUUAUCCGGCCUUUCUUAUGUUUAGGUAUCCCUCAAAGAGGUAUAAAAUGAGCAAUAACGCAGAUACUUGAAACGAUUCUUGUUAAUAAGCCUAAAGUCUAUUAGUUGAGUAAUUUUUCAAAGAGUGGCUUCAAUCUAUAUAUCUUUUGGAGGAACGGGGGGGGGGGAUUAUCCACAAACAAUCUAUUCCUGGAGUAUCCCUACCGCACUGAUGCAAUUGAUCUGAAAAUGUUAUCAUAUAACGAAGUAUACAAUUCAAAUUAACUUUACAUUGGCAGUCAAAUGACGAGUCUGCGUUCGUCAUUUCCUUUGCCUUGGAACUAUUUUCAUCUGCUAAAGCAUAAAAUGUCAUUCUUAAUCUGUAAAAAAAAAAAAUAUUACUAACAAUCAAAGGAAAAAACAAAACGAAGCGAAAACAAAAAUGUUGAUACAUGGGCAACGAUAUAAAAUAACUGAAAUAUGAACUCUCUCUUUUUUUUAAUACACUUGCAACAAAAAGGGUUAGUUUCUUAGACGUUUUAAGCUAUAAUAAGUGGAAUAAUGGGAAUUCAAAGAUGAAUCUUGAACAUAUUACUGUCGUAAUGAAGUAAUUUGUGUCAGCUCUUCAAUAUUGAAUAAUGUUAUUGGCCUGAAAUGCUACACUAUCUCUUUUCAUAUGAACGUAAUUCGUAGGAUAUACUGCUGCUUUGGCUUGGUUCAUCAUGAUCAUGUUACUAUAGAAUAGAUGGACAGACUCAUGUUUAAGUAUGAGAGGUGAUGGUAUACGUUACAUAAUAAGUUUAAUGUGUAAUUCAAUCAAGAAAUCGAUACUUUUAUUGUAUUCAGUGAUGUAUAAUAAGUCUAGAAAAUCUACAAUAUGACGUACGACGAUAGCGUGUGCGUGAUGUGUUUGUGUGUGUGUGUGUUACGAAUCUCACCGACCAUGAUUGUCUUAAGAUGUAUAUAACAAUAUGUGUGGUUCUAAUACAUGCCUCAUUUGAACAGAGUGAUUAAUAAAAAUAUAAAUUGUCAUCUUUUUUUUACUAUCAUAAGAAUUAUUAUACUAAUCAUAAUUUCAUAUAGCAGCUGAUGAUUCAUAACGUUAAAUUUACAUAAAGUUUCAUGAAUUUAUUUACUCAAAGAAUAAACCAUCUCAGUGUUCUAGUUUUGCUACCACUAAUUAAAAAUGCACCCCCCCCGCGCUUUAUUCAAUUAUUCUUAAUUAAAGAUGUAUUUAUAGACCACAAAGAUGUUUAAGGAACAUACAAACAAUAAAAAGUCGUAUGCUUAAUCGAACCAAUGGAUAAAUCAGGAAAACAAAUAUGUAUAUACUUUUCUUUUAUAUUUCGAAGGUGGAUUAUAAGUGGAAAAACAUUGGUUAUGAUACCUCGAUGAUUGAUUUUCUCAUAUGGAAAAAAAAGGUAUGGAGAGUAUUUGCGAUAUUCUGCAGAAUCUGCAUUUGAACCUAAAUAUGAAAUUGGAGACGGAGGUACAUAAUAAAUAACUGACACUGUUCAACAUUUGUAUCUUGUCUGCUACUAUCCACGCCACUCCAAAAUAAAUAUAACAUAUUAUCUGGCUAGAAGAAUUUGUACAAUUCAAUGGAACGAGGAAGUGAGAGAUGAAAGAAAAUCUAAAGAAUUGGAAUCCAUGCUUAUGCUUCGGAAAUAUCCGGAAAAUCGCAUUAAAGUAGAUAUACAAAAGAGGACGUAAAAUAGAGGACAAAAAUAAAGGCAAAAAAAAAAAAAAGAAAAUCGAAAAGAAGAUAUGCUGUUUGUAAUUACUAUCUUCAUACGAUCCCAAUAAUGUAAAUAUUUCAAAUACUAUCGAUCAACAGUGUAAAAUCUUGUUUAACAGUAAUGAGAAGUAAGAACAAAAAAUUCGAAUGAUGCGAUUACUGUAUGCAUUUUUAACAAUAAGUUCGAAUUAAAAGAUAACUUUUUAUGCUCAUCCAGAAAUUAAAUUGUAAUAGUAGAAUCUAGAGUUUGAUGUGAUGCCUUUUUAUAAUGUGGGAAAAUAAAAUAAAACGAAACAUAAGAUAUA
Molecule: messenger RNA, 5077 nt
Organism: Strongylocentrotus purpuratus (purple sea urchin)
Lineage: Eukaryota; Metazoa; Echinodermata; Echinoidea; Camarodonta; Strongylocentrotidae
Product: deleted in malignant brain tumors 1 protein-like
Exons: 7
Coding region: 59-2494 (811 amino acids)
Cellular component (GO): membrane
Source: RefSeq, a predicted model, not a curated record